UUCUCUCUCUCUCUUCAGAUGAGGUUUUCCUCAAUUCGAACCUUCUUUCUUUCUACUCCCUGCCAACCUGCCUGCACCCCUCACCCCAAGGUGUCCAAGUAGUUCCUCAUUCCUCCCUCCCCUCCCCCCACCAUGCUGCUUACUCAUGACAGUCUGACAGAGUUAGGCUUGCUAGACGCUAAGACUCUUGGGCUCCCAUCCUUCUUUCUGUCCCGGGCGUCAGUAUUCUUGGUGGCCUGUGCCACGAUGGUUUUGAUGUGUGAUUAAACUCUUGAUUUGUUGGGCACUUUCUCGGUGUUCUUUUUUUUUUUUUCAGCUUAUGAGCUUAUGAGGAACUCAACCAUUCUUUAUCCUCAUUGUGAGAGGAAAUAGCUUCCCCUUCUCCUGUCUCCUUUUCCUUUCUCUUCCUCAGGCAUCAAAGCCUUCUAUAAAACUCUUGUGUGGCUCCCUUAACUCAUUGGAUGGCAAUCUUUUCUAAUUCCUUUUCCCAAGGUGUGUUCUAGAAGCUUCAGUCUUACAGAGACAAUAGUGUGACGCCCUAGGGUCUGCUCUCCUGCCACGUGAGCUGUCUUGGUGCCUUCUCUAGCUCUCUGGGCUCACGCUGGGGGAGGACCCAGAAGCUUCCUGAGCUCUCUCAGGAGUCACUUCAGUCAUAAAUGCCAGGCUGUUCAGAGGCUAUCCCUUCAAAAGAGCUCUGGGAAGCCAACACCUUCCUGAGGCUGGGAGUUUGCUACCUACACCAGCCCUAAACCCACUGCUCUGCUAACUGCCUGGCUGGUGCUCUUCAGCUCCCAAACCUGACCCCUGGCUCAGUGUGCAUUCUCCUAGUGUGCAUCCCCACAGCUGGCCUCGGCUUCAUUUAUUUGAUUCAUUCAAGACAGACAGCAGCAGUCUGUGCCCAGACACUCACUCACUCUCCCUUCCCCUCCACAGGCCUGAGAGUAUGCGGUUUCUCCCCCCCUUCUGCCAUGGACCCCUCAUUGUGACUUUCCUCUCAAAGCUUGUGGUGAAACUGGUAGAUUAGCGGGAACAAUGCCCCAGACUCCUAUGAGACUAAUCAGCCCUUAUGGCUCUGAUAGGUUGGUCCAGUUAGCUGCGAGGCUGCGGCCAGCACUGUGUGACACCCUGAUCACCGUAGGAGGCCUGGAGUUCCCGGCUCACAGCCUGGUGCUGGCGGGUGCAAGCCCCAGGCUGGGCUGCAGGGGCCGGUGGGCUCUGGCUGAAGGCAUAAGCCCUUCCACCUUUGCUCGACUCCUGACCUUUGUGUAUGGAGAGACUGUAGAGCUAGAACCUGGGGAGCUGGGGAACCUUGAAGAGGCAGCCAGAGCCUUGGGGGUACAGGCCUUGGAAGAGGCAUGUAAGAGAGCUCAAAAGGGCAAGUCAGAGGACGAGCUGGACCCAGGACUGGAGAGGCACCAGCAGUUAGAAGAAUUCCCGAGGGGUUCUGAGAGAGGACUGGGGGGCCCUGGAGAGAAACAGAAAGCAGAGAAGGAUUUUAGAAGUACCAGGAGAGAACAGGAGAUGCCACACGAGCUCAGAGAGAGCCCUGAGAUGGCGGGAGUAACUAGGCUGGUAAGCUCAGAGGAGGCAUGCAGUCCAGCCCCCGGGGGCUCCAGGGCAGCAGAGAGGAAGCCAGGAGAGCUCAUGCAAAGGAUAGCGAGCGGCCAGGGCUCUGAGGAGAGUCUUUGUGGGUGCCCUGGUCCCCGUUCCCCACCAGGUCCCCUCCUAACUAGCCUCAUUCCCAGGCCCUGGUGGGCUGAAGCCCCUGGGUUAGGGGAGGGCCAACCCGCUCUGUGGAGCCUCUUGCUGUGGCCGUCCAGAUAUGGCGCCCCCUUCUCCCAUAGUAUCCCCAUCACUGCGGCCUGGCAGGUCUGGCCUCAAGAUCAGAGGAUCCCACUGACCUUGAGCCACUCCAAAGGUCUCUGGAGUCAGAAUCAGCUGGCUUCCUCUAGCCGCACUCCAGGAUCUCUUCCCCAGGGCACUGAAAAACUCAGCCCUUGGGAGAUAGAAGAGUCUGGGCAAGGGGACACAGGCACACUGGCAACCUGUGUGAGUCAAGAGCGCACACUGAACUGCCCGUCUUACCAACACCCUCCCCUCCCCUCUCCUGCUCGCCCUCGGCCCUAUUCUUGCUCUGUCUGUGGAAAGCGGUUUUCGCUCAAGCAUCAGAUGGAGACACAUUACCGAGUCCACACAGGAGAGAAGCCCUUCUCCUGUAGCCUCUGUCCUCAGCGCUCCCGGGAUUUCUCUGCCAUGACGAAGCACCUGAGGACACACGGGGCUGCUCCCUAUCGCUGCCCUCUGUGCAGGGCUGGCUGCCCUAGCCUGGCCUCCAUGCAGGCGCACAUGCGCAGCCACUCGCCUAGCCGGCUGCCGCCUGGAUGGACCAUCCGCUCCACCUUCCUCUACUCUUCCUCGAGGCCGACACGGGCCUCCAUCUCUCCCGGUAGUCCUACCUCCUCCACUGCCACCUGACCGGGUGUUGCUAGCUUCUCUCUGGCUUGACAAGAGUCCAACCAAAGAAUGAAAGGCAGAAGGGCUCAGCCAGCACCGGUGCUAGGGCGGCCUGGCAAAUUUAACCGCAGAAGAGCCGCGGGACAGGGGCUACGAACCCUCUCCGGAUGAGCGAGUUGCAGAAGCCUCGGCCAGCUGACGAGUCCAAGUUAAGGACAGUUAACUUGGUGAAGAUGAACUGGGGACUGUCAAUUUCAUCACAAUAAUAAAGUUUCCUGUGCUCUCCAGUGA
This is a messenger RNA of Apodemus sylvaticus (European woodmouse), 2745 nucleotides long. RefSeq names its product zinc finger and BTB domain containing 32 (gene Zbtb32). Gene Ontology annotation, cellular component: nucleus. The coding region runs from base 1033 to 2475 and encodes 480 amino acids. Lineage: Eukaryota; Metazoa; Chordata; Mammalia; Rodentia; Muridae. Gene Ontology annotation, biological process: regulation of transcription by RNA polymerase II. The record is from RefSeq and is a predicted model, not a curated record. The transcript is spliced from 5 exons. Gene Ontology annotation, molecular function: RNA polymerase II cis-regulatory region sequence-specific DNA binding; DNA-binding transcription factor activity, RNA polymerase II-specific; protein binding.